Molecule: messenger RNA, 1980 nt
Organism: Meleagris gallopavo (turkey)
Lineage: Eukaryota; Metazoa; Chordata; Aves; Galliformes; Phasianidae
Source: RefSeq, a predicted model, not a curated record
CGGUCACGUGAGGGCUCUGCCGGCGCGCAGGGCGGCGGUUGCCAUGGCGAGAGCGGUGCUGGUGCCGCUGUGGCUGUGCUGGGCCGCGGGCUGGGCCGCGCCGCCCAACGUGGUGCUGCUGCUGAUGGACGACAUGGGUUGGGGUGAUUUGGGAGCUUUUGGAGAGCCUUCUAAGGAAACUCCUAACCUAGACCAGAUGGCUUCGGAAGGGAUGCUUUUCCUGGAUUUUUAUGCUGCCAGCCCCCUCUGUUCUCCAUCACGGGCAGCGCUGCUGACGGGUCGCCUCCCAGUCAGGAAUGGUUUUUACACAACGAAUGCACAUGCCAGAAAUGCAUACACACCGCAGGAUAUAGUAGGAGGAAUUCAAGAUUCUGAAAUACUGCUUCCAGAGCUGCUGAAGAAAGCUGGCUACACCAAUAAGAUCAUUGGCAAAUGGCAUCUGGGUCACAGGCCCCAGUUCCACCCCCUGAAACAUGGUUUUGAUGAAUGGUUUGGAUCCCCAAACUGCCAUUUUGGACCUUAUGAUAACAGAGCACUCCCAAAUAUCCCUGUGUAUAGGGACUGGGAAAUGAUUGGCAGAUACUAUGAAGAUUUCAAAAUUGAUCUGAAGACGGGUGAAGCCAACUUGACUCAGAUUUACCUGCAGGAAGCUCUCGAUUUCAUUAGCAAGCAGCAGGCCAGCCAGCAGCCUUUCUUUUUAUACUGGGCAAUCGAUGCUACUCAUGCUCCUGUUUAUGCUUCCAAACAUUUCCUGGGCACGAGUCAGAGAGGACGAUAUGGGGAUGCUGUGCGGGAAAUUGAUGAUAGCGUUGGAAAAAUCCUAAAACAUCUUCAGAAGCUGGGUAUCAGUGAGAACACUUUUGUGUUUUUCACCUCUGAUAAUGGGGCUGCUCUCAUUUCAGCUCCUAAACAAGGAGGAAGCAACGGUCCUUUUCUCUGUGGCAAACAAACCACCUUUGAAGGUGGCAUGAGAGAGCCAGCUAUUGCGUGGUGGCCUGGACAUAUACCUGCAGGAGGCGUCAGUCGUCAGCUGGGCAGCGUGAUGGAUCUCUUCACCACCAGCCUCUCCCUGGUGGGUCUGCAGCCUCCGAGUGACAGACAGAUUGACGGCAUCGACCUUUUACCUGCCAUCUUGCAGGGCAAGCUAAUUGACAGUUUACAGAAAUAUUUUAUAAACUGGACGGAUGCAUCUUUGCUCCUGGCCGAUGAAGUGAGGUAGCACCAGAGCUUUACCCUGUGCAUUAAUCCUCUGCUGGAGCAGGCAGAGGUGAGAUUUCCUGACACACGACAUACUGCUGUACAAUGGAGUCUGGGGACAAAUGCAAAUGUCAGGGGGUUAGCAGGGAUCCUUGGAACAGCAUAUGGCAACAAGGGAGAUAAAAGCCUGCGAACUGUAGCCUGGGUAGGGGAAAAUACAUUAUUUAUUACUGGAAAAAACAUCCAGGAGUAUAUUGGCUGGUUGCAGAAUAUAAUUCUAGUUUGAGAGAAGCUGGAAUUAAAGGCUGGACUGCCGCAGGUGAACCAGAAGCCAACCUCUUCCCAAGUCCUUUUAUAAAGGCAUGCUUGAAUUAAAGAGCUGGGAUCCUUGUGGGCAUGCAGGAGUACUGUUUGGGUGCAGAUUUUGACAGCAAACAUCCUUGGCUGUCACUGGAAGGCCUGGAGGUCAAGAGAGGUAUUUUUGUUGAGAUUUGGAUAAUUUGGCAGCCUGGGAAAUCCUGAGUACAAAUAUAUUCUUUGUCAAUGAGACAGCAAGCAAACAUCCACAUGCAAAACAUACUUGAGUUCUUUUCUGUGUUGGAUGUGAGCCUUUGUUCCACAAAUUGUUACUUAUGUGCCUGUUAAAGCGAGAAGUAUAUGUGCAGCAUUACCUGAGAGCUCAUCUGCUGCCUGACCUGAGGUGCUGCAAGUCCUGCAAACACAGCCUGUUACUUUUGUGGAGCUUUCUUAUGACACCAAAGGGAAAAUAAAGGAAAUAUCAGC